UGAAAAAUUCCAAAAAGGAGAAGGGAAGGAAGAAGAAAAGUAUAUUGAUGUAGUCAUCAAUAAAAAUAUGAAGCUGGGGCAAAAAGUUUUGAUUCCAGUAAAACAAUUCCCCAAGUUCAACUUUGUGGGAAAACUCUUGGGUCCACGUGGCAAUUCUCUAAAGCGCUUACAGGAAGAAACUCUGACCAAGAUGUCUAUUUUGGGAAAAGGUUCUAUGAGGGACAAGACAAAGGAAGAAGAGUUGAGAAAAAGUGGUGAGGCAAAAUACUUCCACCUAAAUGAUGACCUGCAUGUUUUAAUUGAAGUCUUUGCUCCACCAGCAGAAGCAUAUGCCAGAAUGGGACAUGCGUUGGAAGAAAUCAAGAAGUUCCUCAUCCCUGACUACAAUGAUGAAAUCAGACAGGCACAGCUUCAAGAAUUAACGUAUUUGAAUGGUGGUUCUGAAAAUGCAGAAGUUCCAGUUGUUCGAGGAAAACCAUCUAUUCGGGCAAGGGGAGUACCAGUUCCUGCUUUGUCCAGGCUGUGUCUGGGAAGUUCACUGCUCACCCCUGCCCCCACUACAAUGAAGUCAAAUAAGCAGCUGGUACCCUGUGCUGAGGAGGCAUUCUACAGAUUAGCCAAAACCAAGGGCCGUGGAGGAGUCCCUCCGCCACCAGCAGGAGUACCAAGAGGGGCACCAGCACCAAGAGGAGUGCCUCCCAGUAGAGGACCAGUCAGUCGCAGCCGUGGACUUUUGGCACCCCGUACGAGAGGAGUGCCUCCACCUGCAGGCUAUCGGCCCCUUCCACCACCUCCAGCGCAGGAGACUUACGGUGAAUAUGAGUAUGAUGAUGGUUAUGGAACUGCUUAUGAUGAACAGAGUUAUGAUUCCUACGAUAAUAGCUAUAGCACUCAAGCACAAAGUGGAGUCAAUUAUGUUGACUAUGGGCAUGGACUGAAUGAAGAAACGUAUGACUCUUACGGGCAAGACGAAUGGACCAACUCAAGACACAAGGCACCUUCGGCAAGGACAACAAAAGGAGUCUACAGAGACCAGCCAUAUGCCAGAUACUGAUUGUACUGUCUGAUGUUGUGAAAUAUCCAAUCUCCACCAGUCCUGUAUACUGUUCAAAGAAACCCAACUCCCUGGAGAGCCAGGAGAACAAAAACCUUAAUCUUCUGAUGCUUUGGGACUUCUGCCGUAUUAAUUACGGACGGCUUAGAGCAUUGUACUGGUCAGCGUACCUAGGCAACGAGACUGGCUUCGGAAUAUGAAAAUCCUGCUCUGUAUCUCUUGUAUGAAAGCCUUAAAGUGUAUAACAUUAUAGACUUUUUAAAAUAAUUGUAUAUAAACCCUUGAUUGUUCAGUGACAACAGUAUUUUAUUUGGAUCUCAAUAAAAAAUUUACAUUUCAGUUCUUGUAACAAGCAAUAACGCAACCUCAUGUUCCUUCAGUGACUUUUUUAGCCUUAUGCAGCAAGCGUGAGAGAGAGUGUGUGAAGUCUCAUGACUAAAGUUUAAAUACGCUUUUGGAAAUAGCUUGUCUAACGUGUGAGCAACAUGGAUAAGUUAAAAUGAAGAGCAGUGUUUCAUGCUGAAGCCUUUCAUUUUCCUAUUAGCUGAUUGUAAACAGGCCUGCUCAAAACAAGGCUCCUCGUUAGAAAUAAUACUCCAACUUCCAUUUCCUUCAGAAACUUGUUAUAUGACAUGAGCAUAUUUUAAUGCCUGUUGACUAUAGUGUACUGCUUAUUCUCUUUCACUCGGUCUUUGCAUAGAAAUGCUUUCUCUUCUAAUGUUAUACAAUCACCUGUUUUCUAGUGGUAGAAUCUUCAAUGAGGCUUUUAUGCCUUGAUAAGUCUUGUAUCCAACAGUCAUAUUUCCUCAGUGCUUUCUCUGUUUUAUAUUAAUUGUGGUUGUGAUAAUUUGUAACAGAAAUAAACUUCUGGUAAUUUAA
Struthio camelus australis is the source of this 1933-nucleotide messenger RNA. The record is from RefSeq and is a predicted model, not a curated record. NCBI's taxonomy places the organism in Eukaryota, Metazoa, Chordata, Aves, Struthioniformes, Struthionidae.